UUUUAUGAAAGAAUUGGAGUACCUUAUAGACGUGGUAUUUUAUUAUAUGGUAAACCAGGAACUGGAAAAACUAGUUUAAUAAAUGCCAUUUCUUCCCAAUUAUCUCGUGAUAUUUAUUAUUUAAAUCUUAAAGAUAUUAAAAAUGAUAAUGAAUUAAAUGCUGCAUUUAGUGGUGUUCCAGGAAAUCAAAUUAUUGUACUUGAAGAUGUUGAUACACAAUCAAAAGUUCUUCAUAAACGUACAAGUAAUUCUGGUUCAUUUAAUU
Rhizophagus irregularis DAOM 181602=DAOM 197198 is the source of this 265-nucleotide messenger RNA. Lineage: Eukaryota; Fungi; Glomeromycota; Glomeromycetes; Glomerales; Glomeraceae. The record is from RefSeq and is a predicted model, not a curated record.